AUCAUAUACCAAAAACGUACUACGUAAUCCAUUACGUAUAUCGAGUAUGAAAUAAUAACUGAAAUGUGCGGCUGGGUUGUGUAUAUAAAUCUCUCGAACGAGAGGCAUAGAAGAGAAAUUAAUUGAGUAGAACAUAUUUACUCAAACACUUGAUAAAAUGUUUGGGGAUAUUAUUUUUGCCUGCGUAUUGGAUGUUGCCGCUACAGCUUCGCAGAUUGCGGGGGGAGUAAUUCAAUCUAAGAAGGUGAGGAAUGCGGUGAAGGAUCCGUCGAGUUCAAGUGAUUGUUCAGCGGGAAUGGAUGUUAUCAUUUUUUGGACACCUUUGCUAGUUGCAGGAGGUUGUGGUCUGAUGGCUCAUAUAAUUGCUUGCAUAUAUGGACGACGCAUCUACCGCAAUCGUGAUGAAUCUCUCCCCAAUAAACAGAAGAAGAUAUAUGCAAUGCUUUUUGCACUAGCCUCUUGGUUGGCAUUUGGUAUGGGAUUUUAUAUGGUUGCUCGAGGGUUUGUUGUGCUUGUUUCGGAUAAAGAGGUGCGCUAUUCUAAUGGACACUGUUCCGUCUCCCACCCCUUCGAUAUGGUGAUUGCAGCAAUUGCUUGGUUUCUACACGGUGGAUUUGUCGCUCUGGCAUAUUACACAUUCCGUGAUGUCUCUGCUUGACGUGCACUAGAAGGAAGAUACACCAAAUGUUAACUGGAACGAUCUACAAGGGCCGUUUAAUUACUUUGAGAUUUGAGAGACCAUGUUUUGAAUGACAAAUCGAGAUCUGUAGUAUACCUUUGAGAAGUAUUUAUUUAUACACAAUUUGGCAAAUGACUUAUCACCCAACUUUUAGCUUGUUUAGCCAAUUUUAGCGUUCUUUAGUCAAAGGAGUCAAUGUUUAUGUUUGGCAAAUGGCUUUUUAGGUUGGCUUGUUGAUGAAGUCCGAAAAGCUGUAAAAAUGAUUGGCAGGAAAAGUCAAGGAGGGCAGCCUUUGUAUUCGGCUGCUUUAGUUUUCCCACCAGGGGUAUAGGGCUCCAACGUCCAAAGUUUCUAUUCAGCUGUUUCUUUGAUGUUUUGCUUUUUUUCUUAAGUUAGUCAACAUUUACGUAACUAAAUGUUUUGCUUACAGGAAAAAACAAAUUAUUUUUCGAUUCUCUCUUUUUUUUUUCUUUCAUUCUUUUGGCAUGGGUUAGCCUUUUUUUGAGGAAUGGGUAGCCUUUUCUAAAUUAAUGAUCUUUUUUUCUUUCAUUCUUUUGGCAUGGGUGAGCCUUUUUUUAGGAAUA
Messenger RNA from Cuscuta epithymum, 1263 nucleotides. The record is from the annotation of a GenBank genome assembly. Lineage: Eukaryota; Viridiplantae; Streptophyta; Magnoliopsida; Solanales; Convolvulaceae.